AUGAAUAAAGAGCAAAUAACUCCCGAAUUAAUAAACCUAAAACAAGCAAUACAACCUAAAUACUUACUGAAUACUAGACAAAGCGGAGAAGCCUUGGAACUUUUAAGCGGAUUAGAAAACAACAGCACCAACCUUAUUUUUUUCGACCCUCAAUAUGAACCAGUGCGGAAUGUUUUGCGGACUGAUUAUCCGCUUUAUUCGCAAAGUGAUUAUCAAAUUUUAAGGAUUUUGGAGCAAGUUGAGCGAGUAUUAAAACCAAAGGAGGAUGUUGUGCCAACAAGUAAAAGGAAGCAUCCCCACCAAAAACCUAGGGAAUUAAUAAAGGCUUUAAUUGAGGCUACCACUAACCAAGGAGAUUUAAUUGUUGACCCUUGUGCGGAUUCUUUCGUGGUUUUGGGAGUUUGCCGGGAGUUAAAAAGGGAAUUUCUAGAUGAGGUAGAACACCGAGCUGAUUAUUGUCAUUCGAGGUGUGGAAAUGAUUGCGAUCAAAUUUGUGGUAGAUGCAAUAGAAGAACCCUUACUACAAAAGUGGCUAAUCGAGGUGAUAAUAAUACAGCCGCACUCAGAUGGGCAGUUGGUGAAGCUCAACGACAGGCGAAAUUAACUGGUAAAACUGGAGAAAUAGAGCUUCCUGAGAAAGAAUAUAAACUUAUUAAGGUAAAUUUUGCUACCGGUGAUCAAUUUACAAAAAUUGCUUUUCUUCGUUCGAAAGAUGGCACAGGUACGGUUACUCCUGAACAAGGCGAAGAUGGUAAACAGAAGCAGAUUAUUGAAACUGUUCCUAAGAAUGAUUUGAUUUGCUCUAAUGGCUUCCGAACUAGAAUAUAUGACCAAAAUGGCAAGCAAAUUGUUGAAGGAAAAUUAGAGGUAGUUGAUCAUCAAAUUCAUCAUACUGAUGAUGGAAAUACUAUUUCAGUUCGCACUACCCUUCCUCCUAGUGGUGGAGGAGAUCAACAAAAGAGCAGUCAAGAAAGUCAACAAACUGAUGGAAACAAAAUAAGUGAAGAAAACAGUAAAAGUAAAGAGGAAAAAAAUGAUGAAAAUAUUCAAGAGGAAAAUAAAACAGGUGAAAGAAGUGGCAAAGAGGAAAGUAUCCGAAAGGAAAAUAUUGAAAAUGCAAGCAUAGGAAGUCAAGAUUGUUUGGUUCAUAGUUCAGCCAAAGUGGAUAUCAAUGAGGUGGGAAAUCUGAUUUAUCCUGUGGAAAUUUUUACUGAUAGUGAGAGGAAAGCACUUUCUGAGGUGUUAAAUAAUUCAUUGUUAGUUAAUUUUGUAUCCUCUGGAAAGUUUGUGCAAGGUAGUUUAAAUAAAAAUAAUUAUCGAAGUAUUUCAUUGUCGAAUAGUUCAAAACCUGAUAAUAAUACUCAACAAACUAACAAAGGAAAAAAUAUUUUGAUAGUUUCUGGUGUGGUUUUCGUUUUGCUGGUUGUUAGUUUAGCAAUUGUAAAAAAAGUGGAACACCGCCCUGUUUAUGGUGAAGCAAGUAGUUCUCGUUGUUCUGUAUGUGCGAUGAGUACUUUGGCUUAUAUUCAGCCUAGAACUAAUGAAACUCAUGAGGAAAUGAUUAAGCAAAUGACUGGCGAAGCCCAAAGGAUAGCAAAAAGAACCGGUAAAACAGGAGAUAUAGAAGUAUCAAGAACAAUCGGCAAUGCUGGUGGUGAAUAUCAGACUUGGGUUCUAGUUUACAAUACUUAUACUCGCCAAUGUCAUUUUGACAGGAAAAAGCCAACCGAAACGGAAAAACCAACUAUAAUUCAGUUAGAUGAAAAUCAAUACAAACAUUUUCUAAUUGCUUUUGGCAAUAUUGUUAGGGAAUUAAACUCUAUUGCUUUUAAAGUAAAAGAGUUAGAAAAUGGAAUGAAAUUAAUCGAAGGAGAAUUGAGAUUAAACAGUGGUCAUUAUUUUGGUAAUAUCUGUGAAGUAAGAAUUAAUUGUCAUUAUGUAUGUGGUCAUUCACAUAAAGAAUAUGAUGAUAUGAGAGAUAAGUAUAAUGCAUUAGAAAGAGAGCGUAAUGAUUUGCCUGAGGAAAAAUUAGAAAAUUUUAAAACUGAAAAAGUAGGUUUUUUAAAGCAAAUUGAAGAUGGAAAGAAAGAACUAGGUUUGAUUCGUGUUGAGAAAGACAAAAAAAUAGUAUCGAUAGAAGAAAAAUUAACUCAAAAGGAUGAUGAGUUAAGAAAAUUGGAAAAGAAAAUGGAGGUUUUGCGAGUGGAUAAAGAAAAGGCAAUUAGACAAAAGGAGAAUUCUUUAAAGGAGACGAGUGGUGAAUUGAAAAGAAAAGAACAAGAAAUUAAAGUUUUACAAAGUCAAAGAUUUAGAACACAAGAAGAAUUAUUAAUUGAAAGGUUAAAUUCAGAAAAAAGUAAUUUAGAAGUUUUUGCUAGUGAAUUAAAGAUUGAUUUGGAAGCAAUUCAUAGUUUAACUAAGAAUUACCAAAGAUUAUUAUUUUCUCGUAAGGAACGUAAUCGGAGUGUUGUUGAAGAUAGCGAGGGGAAAAUCGCUAAAACUAAACAAAGUUUAUUAAGUUCAAACAUUAGUAUAGAAAAUGUUCGAAAAAUUAGUCAAGAAUGCGAAAAACUUGCUGGGUUAAGCGAUGAAGAAUUAAGGAAAAGGUAUGAUAAUGGAGAAACAAUUGCUUCUGAUUUUGAUGCUUUGGAUCGUUCCUCAACUCUUAAUGAAAUUGGGGCGGUUUUUUGUUUUACUUUACCACGGGUUCAUGCGGAAGAUUUAGAUCCAAUCUUGUGGCAAUUUUACCAAAGUUGGGGAGAAAAAGUAGUAAAAAUGGAAAUUACUAUUUCCAAAGGCAAGGAUAGGAGUGAAGAAUUAAAAAAUUUCAAAGAGGAAAUGGUUAAGGCUAUCAAAGAGGCCGAAACUACUCUUAGGGUUAGGGAAGAGAACAAGAAAAGAAGUGAAGAAGAUUCUGAGUUAAAUCAAGCAAGAAAAGAUGCUUUUGGAUAUAUAGAAAAAGAAAUGAAUGAAAGAGAUUUAAAAGUCAAGGAUUUAGGACAAUAUUCUAAUUAUCAAGAAAGAAUUAACAAGUUAGGUGAAGUAGAAAGAAUUCGCAACUUUCGAGAGGAGGUUUUGGGAUUUAUCUCGAAAUUGGUCAAAAAAGAGUCCAAAACAAAAAGAGAAGAUAAUUAUCAUUUACCGAAUAAUCCCUAUUAUCCAUCAGGAGGGCAAUCUAACUACUUAUCCCCUAAUAACAAUAACCCUAAUUUUCUCAAGCCACGAAGAGUUUUUGAUAGGCGAGAUGAACCGCGAAAUAGAAUUGAGGAAGAUAGGUUUUUUUUAAGCGGAAUUCGGGAUAAAAGUAGAAAUAAAGAGUUGGAAGAGGAUAAUAAGGCACUAAAACUAAAAGUUACUGCACCCCAAACUUCUUGGUUUAGACAAAAAUUACCUUUCGUUGGUAAAGAAAAACAAUCGAAGGUGGUGGCUUUAAAUAGUGCUACUGUUCUAAGUAAUAAAAACAAUAAUUCUUUGCCAAUUAUUCCUAUUAUUGGAGUAAUUAGUGUGCUAGUAAUUCCCAGUGUGGUGGUGUGGUUAAAAAGAGGUCUCGGUUAA
Funneliformis geosporum is the source of this 3555-nucleotide messenger RNA. The record is from the annotation of a GenBank genome assembly. NCBI's taxonomy places the organism in Eukaryota, Fungi, Glomeromycota, Glomeromycetes, Glomerales, Glomeraceae.